GAGGUGGAGGCGCUGCUGCGGCAAGGCGAUAUGCUCCGAGCUUUCCACAUGGCCUUAAGGAAUUCUCCGGUUAACACGAAGAAUCAAGCAGUAAAGGAACGGGCCCAGGGCGUAGUCUUCAAGGUUCUCACUUCCUUCAAAAGCAGUGAGAUAGAACAGGCAGUAAACUCCUUAGACAAAAAUGGCAUUGACUUAUUAAUGAAGUACAUUUAUAAAGGAUUUGAAAAGCCAACAGAAAACAGCAGUGCAAUAUUACUUCAAUGGCAUGAAAAGGCAUUAGCAGUAGGUGGACUAGGUUCCAUAGUAAGAGUUCUUACAGCAAGAAAGACUGUUUAAAAGACUAUUAACUUGAACCGAGAUGACGCUCAGUUUUGGACGCAGAAGAAAGAACUAACUGACACAACACUGGUCCAUCUUUUCUAGAAAUUGCAAUCUACUGACAUACUUUGGAAACCUCCUGUUGGAAUGCUCUUAAUUUUAAAGGUGGGGAGAGGAGUAAAUGUAUUACUGUAUAUUUUCUGACUAUCUAAUGCAGGAGCCAAGACAUCCUGAUUCCCUUCUUGUUUAAGUAGAGCAGAAGGUACAACUUCUGCCCUCCUGUUACUGUAAGUGAAGAGGUAAUUCUCUGAUGCUGCUCUAUCGAAGUGUGGUGACAUGAGAUCCUGUGUGUAUUGCAUAUUUAAGAGGUAGCUAUGUCAUUGGCAGAAGCAAGAAUCUGAUGGUUUUGGGGUGAAGUAAAUGUUCCUUUGAAAGGCUUUUUGAGGUUUUUUGUACAUAUGGUCAAAAGACUAGCUGGACUACUAGACUGACUUCAUUGUAAAGUGCCUGCUGCAUCAAUAAAGUUUUUGGAUUGUAAGAGUAAA
Molecule: messenger RNA, 863 nt
Organism: Alligator sinensis (Chinese alligator)
Lineage: Eukaryota; Metazoa; Chordata; Crocodylia; Alligatoridae
Gene: ARPC5L
Product: actin related protein 2/3 complex subunit 5 like
Exons: 4
Coding region: 31-336 (101 amino acids)
Biological process (GO): Arp2/3 complex-mediated actin nucleation; cell migration; regulation of actin filament polymerization
Cellular component (GO): Arp2/3 protein complex; actin cytoskeleton; cytoplasm
Molecular function (GO): actin filament binding
Source: RefSeq, a predicted model, not a curated record